This is a messenger RNA of Orbicella faveolata, 1261 nucleotides long. Its product is annotated as carbohydrate sulfotransferase 1-like. Gene Ontology annotation, molecular function: N-acetylglucosamine 6-O-sulfotransferase activity. NCBI's taxonomy places the organism in Eukaryota, Metazoa, Cnidaria, Anthozoa, Scleractinia, Merulinidae. Gene Ontology annotation, biological process: N-acetylglucosamine metabolic process; sulfur compound metabolic process. The record is from RefSeq and is a predicted model, not a curated record.
GCAGCCGUGACGCGGCGAUAUUUUGGACAGAAAGGACUCCAAGAAUCGAGUUUGCAGAGAAUGUUUAUUUGUGUGUUCGACUCUAAUUUCCAAUUUUCUAUCUAGACGAGCGUUUGAAGGGGCACAUCUGGGAAAAUUUUGUUGCAUGGCAAAACCUCAAAGAGUGCCCGGGAUCUUGGCCCUUGUUGCACUAGGAGUCACGGCGUGUAUCGCGCUAAGGGCCCUCUCUCGGUAUACGAGCCUUGUGGCGUUUCAAUCCUCAAGCAAAACAACUCAAAGAACAAACGUUUUGAUCAUCGCACAUGGAAGAACAGGGUCUUCAUUUCUAGGACAGAUUUUCAACAGCCAUCCUGAAGUGUUUUACAUCUACGAACCUUUGAUCACAUUCCAACUCACGUCCAUGCGUACCUCGAGUUUGUACGAGUAUGCAGCGAUGAGACUGCUACACGACAUCUUCAAAUGCAGGUUCAAGCAACAAACAGAGUUUUUGUCGUUCAUGUCUCAAUUCCAGCUGAAUCGCUUCUCCAGCCGUGCCUUGACUACGCCCUAUUGUAAAACUAUAACAAAUGCGAGAAAUAACCGGACUUUCAUACAUUGCAAAGACUUGGAUCCUCUUAUCACAUCACUUUCCUGCGCGCUUCACGGACACACGGUUGUCAAGGUCCUGGCCCAUCGCUUACCCUCUCUUGAGGUAGAUCGUCUUGAGCCUCUGCUUUCCUCGGGUGGCGGUAUAUUGAAGAUCAUUCAGUUAAUGCGCGACCCAAGAGCUGUGAUUGCCUCUAUGGACCGAGUAGGCUGGAGUUUAAACAAGUCGGCUAUCAACACAGCCGCUACCAACUUCCCUCUUUUUACAACUCUUGUGCAAAAGUUCUGUUCGAGUACGAUACAAUCUCUUCGUUUCGCUCUGUCGGCUGAGGGAAGGCUACCCGAUCGUUACAGGCUUCUUCGAUACGAAGACCUUGUUAGCUCACCGUUAAACGCUUCACAAGAAUUGUUUGAUUUCGCUGGCAUUCUAAUGACAGAUCAAGUGAGAAAGUAUUUAGUCAACGGUACGAAUCAGUCACGUGACCGUGGAUACACUCACGAGUAUGGCACGCUUAGGAAUAACGCAUCUAACCUGGUAGAUGCUUGGAGGACUCUCCUCAGCGCGGAAGCCGUCCGCGCAGUGGAAUCGCAUUGCUGGCCAGUGCUGGAAAUAUUAGGAUACACUCCCGUGUUCAGUCGCGCUUUACUAGACAGGUGAGUGAAACAAGCCUGACAG